Messenger RNA from Aspergillus steynii IBT 23096, 930 nucleotides. RefSeq names its product lipoyl(octanoyl) transferase LIP2. Bases 79 to 930 code for a protein of 283 amino acids. The transcript is spliced from 2 exons. Gene Ontology annotation, molecular function: lipoyl(octanoyl) transferase activity. Gene Ontology annotation, cellular component: mitochondrion. Gene Ontology annotation, biological process: protein lipoylation. NCBI's taxonomy places the organism in Eukaryota, Fungi, Ascomycota, Eurotiomycetes, Eurotiales, Aspergillaceae. The record is from RefSeq and is a predicted model, not a curated record.
CCCACCCACCCACCAACCAAUUCAUCUCAAUCUCAACAACCACAACCUACCUCCUAGAAAACCAACACCUACAACACAAUGAGACUCGCGCACCUCCACAUCCCCUCCAUCACCUCCUUCACACGGGUCUCGACCCUCCAACAAACACUAACCAGCCGACUCCUGGCGUACAAAAAGACGGCGCACCCGACCUCCCCGCCCCCCGAUCCCACCAUCAUCACCUUCACCCCGAACCCCGUCUACACGACCGGCCGCCGCGACCUCCCCCCCUCAAACACCUGUCCCUCGACGCCGUCGCUCUCGCUACCCCCGUCCCUCGAACCGAUCCGUUCCCUCCUCACCGCACCGGGCUCCGGCUCCAGCCCGAACACCUCCCCCCCAACAGCAGAGUACCACCCCACGCUGCGCGGCGGGCAAACAACCUACCACGGGCCCGGGCAGAUGGUCGCAUACACGGUGCUGGAUCUGCGACGUCUAGGGCUGACGCCGCGGUGCCAUAUCCGGCUGCUCGAGAACAGCGUGAUUGAUGUGCUGCGUGGCUACGGCGUGCAGGGUCAAGUGACGGAGGACCCGGGGGUGUGGGUGCAACCGGCGACAGAGACGGCGACGGGAUUGCCGAGGAAGAUCACGGCGGUGGGGGUGCAUCUGCGGCGGAAUAUCAGCUCGUUCGGGAUCGGGUUCAACGUGACGGAUGAGCCGAUGUGGUAUUUUAGGCAGAUCGUGGCGUGUGGACUGGAGGGGAGGGAGGCGACGAGUUUGCAGGGGUUGGGGGUGAAGGGUGUCGAGGUGGGAGAGGUGGCGGGUGGGUUUGUGGAGGCGUUUGUGAGGCGGUUGAAUGCUGAUUUUGCAUGCGGGGGGAGUGCGACGGGGGAGAAGGUGGACGAGGUGUAUAAUGUCGGGGAAGAGGAGUUGAUUGGGGAUCAUCUAUAA